Molecule: messenger RNA, 1348 nt
Organism: Nezara viridula (southern green stink bug)
Lineage: Eukaryota; Metazoa; Arthropoda; Insecta; Hemiptera; Pentatomidae
Source: the annotation of a GenBank genome assembly
CUUAUUAUUAUACACCCUUUCCCUACCCUCUAUUGUAAACAAUAUUUUCUUUUUCUUUUAUUUUAUUUUUUAAUGAAGUAAAGCUGUGAUUUUAGCAAUGUCAAGGCAUUCAAAAAAAGAAAAUAGGGUAGAAAGUGGAUUUGUAGAGGUUAAAAGCAAGUUUGAUGCUGAAUUCCGUCGUUUUUCUAUUCCUCGCAACUCUAAUACAACCUAUGAAGAUUUUAAAUCCCUGUUAGAGAAGCUCCAUGGUUUGACUGAAAUCCCAUUUUUGAUAUCUUAUACGGAUCCGAGGGAUGGAGAUUUACUCCCUAUCAACAAUAAGGAAAAUUUAUCUAGGGCAUUACAAAAUGCUAAACCUCUUCUAAGAGUUAUAAUACAGAGAAAAGGUGAAAGUUUGGAGGAGCUGAAUGGUUAUGGGACAUUUAAACAUAAAAAUAUAAUCUCAAGUCUUUUAGGAACUCCAGGGAAAAAUAAAGGUCUUGCUAUAUCCAAUCCACAUGACUUCAGACAGGUUUCUUCUAUAAUUGAUGUGGAUGUUGUUCCUGAGACUUGCAGACGAGUCCGACUGGUGAAACAUGGGAGUGAGCGACCACUAGGAUUUUAUAUUCGAGAUGGAGCAUCUUUUAGAAUCACUCCUCAGGGUGUAGAAAAUGUCCCAGGUAUCUUUAUAUCUCGUUUGGUUCCUGGAGGUCUUGCUGAGAGCACAGGGCUGCUUGCUGUGAAUGAUGAAGUUUUAGAGGUUAAUGGCAUUGAAGUAGCCGGAAAAACCUUGGACCAGGUAACUGAUAUGAUGGUUGCUAACUCUUGGAACCUUAUCAUCACUGUGAAACCAGCUAAUCAGAGGAGCCAUAGUGGUAGCAACAGUACAAGUGCCACCUUACGUAGAGAGAGUGUGGCAGGUAGUGGUGGUGGGGGAGAUUCAAGUGGAGAGGAAGAUAUUGUUGCAGACCUCACACAGCACCAUCACACCCAAUAGGUUAAAUGUACAAGUCAUCUUGUUAAAGAAUACGUCCACAGUUAACAGUUCAUACUCUAUUGAACAUUCCAUCCACGAAGCGUGCCUUUAUGAUCAUAUUUAAUUUUGGUUUAUGUUAUAAUUUUAAAUAUUAAAAUUGUAUAUAUAUAUGUAUAUGAGAAUAAUUAUUUGUAGGACUAUAUAUGUAAUAUAGUAUUUUAAUAUAUGUAUAUAUAUUGCUUUUAUUUGUAACCCGAGAUUUUUAGAGUUUAAGAUCUUUUCUAUUUGUCUGUCCUGUUUUUCCUGUGAUAACCUACAUUUGGCUGAAUGAUUCUUCCUCCAAUCGAAUGUUAAUGUUCUUUUUAUUUAUUCUUUGUGGUUUCAAUAUUUACC